Molecule: messenger RNA, 4064 nt
Organism: Harpegnathos saltator (Jerdon's jumping ant)
Lineage: Eukaryota; Metazoa; Arthropoda; Insecta; Hymenoptera; Formicidae
Exons: 5
Coding region: 185-1273 (362 amino acids)
Source: RefSeq, a predicted model, not a curated record
GCCGCCGCCGCCGCCGCGGUCGUCGUCGUCAACGUCGGGCCGCAUCUGCGCAUUUUCCAGCUGAGUUUCCCUCACAGGCGAGGUUCUCGCCUGUUCCGGAUUGUCGUGUACGCGCCGACACAGCAGACCAGCGGGGAAAACGACGGGAAAACCCUCGACACCGUACACAUAUCGUUGAAUAAUUAUGUACAAAACGGUGCGGAAAGGCGACGCCAGCCUGCAGUACACGAUACUGCCGCAGACGGAUCAGUUCUCGUCGGGGGGAUUCCCGCAGACCUCCGGCAAGACCCAGCUGCGGAUCAUCAAGUACGCGAUAGGCGCCCUGAUGGUGCUGAUCACGAUGUCCUGCGUGGCCACGCCGUUCCUCAUGCACCAGAACGACCACAAUCUCUUCGCCGGCACAACGCUGACGAUGAGCCGGGUCGAGCCGGACGCGUCGAGGAACGCGUCGAGAAGCGCCCAGACGAAGGAAGCGCUCGCGAGUAACAAGAGCAGAGGCAGGAUCCCGACUACGACUACGGUGUCGACGACCGAGGUCAGCAAGAGGAAAGACCUCGAGGACUCUGCGACCUCCUUUGGCGGGGUGCUCCGAGGGGAGGAAGACGAGACGGCGGCGGCGGCGGCGGCGGUCGACGACGCCACGUUAGCAGACAUACCGGAAACCAACACGCAACGUUCGCCGAGCACGUCGGAAACGUCGACGAGCGUCCAUUACUCUACGACGACUUCCGCCUCGCCGUCGUCGUCGAGCGUCUCGUCCUCGGCGUUCCCGACGACCUCGAGGGCGUCCUCGAGCGGCACGACGGAAAGUACCACGGUCUCGAGCAGCCCGAAGAAGCUGAAGAUGCCGCGAGUGACCCUGAAGCUGCGGGAAAACGAGACCAUACCGCAGAUGUACAUGAAGGCUGGCAUAGCCUCGUACAAGAAGGGCAACAUCACCACCAGCGUUCUCGCGCACGGCUUGAGCCUCGAGAACCUGAUAUUCAAAACGCCGGAGGGCACGAUAAAGCCCUGGCCCCAGAAGUGGUUCUUCAGCGAUCCCUCGGCCGACUUCCAGUGGAAGGGCCCGAUACAGAUGCCGGUGUUGCUGUACGUCCUGUUGGCGGGGGUGGCGGCUUUGGCGAGCGCCAUUAUCUUCCUGAUAUGCCACAUGCAACGCAAGGCGUCGAAACGCCAACGACCGAACAUCGAGGAACCGGAAGUCGAGGAGCACGAGGAAGACAAGUCGACCCUGCUGGGCGCGGAGAGUCAGGAGACCGAGGAGAAGGAGUAAGCGGCGCAGCGCUGUAUGUAAACAGCGCGCGCGCGCGCGCGUAUAAGGACUUGCCUAUUUUUACUGCACACACACACACACACGUUUGUUUACGCGCGCGCGCGCGCGCGUAAACAAACACAUACACACAGCACACAGACACACACCCAACGGUUAGGUUUAGGUUCGUCUUCCACGACGAAGAGUCGAAGGUCGAAGGUCGAGUGUGCGAGCGAGAAAUUCUUGUUUCUCGUCGGUGGAGCCAGCUGAUUCGAUGGGAUAUACGCCCAUCGAAAGGCGUAUCGAACGGGCCGGUUUCAGGAUCUACGCGGGAAAUUUCUUUCCCGCGAAAGAAGUUGCGCUCGCGCGGUCGAGGGUCGCGCGCGCACGAGGGCCGAGUUCUGGCCCCGGCGGCGCGGGGGCAGACGAUGAAUUUACGAAAACUACGGCGCGCGACUGGACUGGAACGGAGCGCGAUUAUCGCGACAAAAUGACAAAGCUGGUCGACUUAGCUGUGUGCAUCGUCGACCAGGCCGCGCGAGUCGAGUGGCGCUAAAUUCGUGUAAAGCUUCAUAUUCAUAUAUAAUAUUCGCACGCGCAUAUACAUUGCGCGAAUAUUGUAUCUCGUGUAUGAUAUUCGUACAGGGCGCGUGUUAUCAGGGAGAGAAUGUUCCUGGUCGCGCGCGAUGUUUCUGGUAAAUUCGUGUAAACUCACGGUCGCGAGACGGCGGCGGAGACGACUCGCAGCGACCUGCUGCGAGACGCGAGUCUCGCAAAAGUGCGAGUACCUCACCGACGACGAGUUAGGAGACGUAAGGAGAGACCCUCUCCCCGGGAAGCCCCCCGGGAGGAGUGAGAAACGUGAGGAAGUCCUUCGAUAAACGCAACAAAUAGUCUUAUCCUUUUGAGAGAUUCUUUCGAGAGGUUUUUGAGCGGGAGUUGAGCGACGCGCCUUAAAAUUAAUUGGUUGUUAUCUCGCGCAAAAUCUUUCGCGACGAAGAGAGUCGCGAAGUCGGAAGAAGUGAUCCCUUUGAUUCUAUUUGGCCUUUGAGUCUAUUUGCUAAACUUUCUAAUGAUGUACACGUAUAUCACAUCGUAGCAUCACAUCGUCAUCGUCGUCGUCGUCGUCGUCGACACAUAUUUCUAGAGCGAGAAGAAGCAGCAGCGACGCGCUUUCCGCGCUUGCUGAGCUCGCUCACCGAGUUCCAAAAGUAGCCGCGUGCUGCCAGAGCCGUAUGACGAGCCGGACGAGCUGGCACGACUGGCAGCUUCCCAGCCGUGUUUAAUUAAAAGUGAUGUUUGACGAGAGAGCGUCAGCUAUCGGUAGUAUCGCUUAAUCGACAGCCAUGUCGCGCUCCGCCGCGCGCGACGCGGCUACGCUAUCGCGCGCGGCGGUAAAACAUACGUUACAUUUUGCAAAAUAUUUCCAACGCGCGACGGGUUUGACGACGUUCGACGGGCGUGGGUCCCCCCCGCGCCGUCACCGGGAACGUAGGCCCACCCCGUAUAUAUACGCAACGCGCGGUAACGAAGGCGUUAAAGACUCCCACCGAAACGCGCAUCGCUCCGCUACAAAGAAAGUACAAUACGAUAUGAUUUAGAGAAGAGCUCGGAGAGUUUCGGAAUUGUUGUGUUCGGCGUAAUUGACUGUUUUUCGCCCGAAACUGCGGUCGACCCGUGCGUCGCGUGCUGCGUUAAUGCCAUUAACGAAAAAGGACUUACGCACACACACGCGCGCGCGCACGUGCUCGUUCAGCGCCAUCGGAGAGAGCCGCUUAUUUAUAAACACGAACGCUCGAGGCGGACGCAAAUGUCAACGUCUCCCGCAGUGCACUGGUCCCGCGGAGGUCAUAGGUCAUAGGUUACAUAUGUUCUUCUUCUUCUCGGCUUAAUUGUAAUUGAAGACGGAACGCACAAAAGAGAUAAAAUAUGCGCCGACAGAGCGGAUCAGUUCGGCGACAUUCAGUUCGUAUUCUUUGGGAGAUAACCGGGUGAGUUCGACCUGUUCGGUUAGCUGCAAGCUGUUUUACGCCCGCUUACAAGAUCAAUCAUAUCGGCGGGAAUAUUUUCUACUGCGUUCAACGUGCGUGGCUUGACAGAGUCUCAAUGGCGUUCCAUGUCCCCCUGCAGAAUCAAUCCCGGCACAUUUGUGAUUUUGUGAGUCGCGUCUCGUAAUUGCGACUCACUCACGAAAUUACGUCGCUACGUAGAAUAUCCGGCUAAAAUUGUUCUCUAAAUGCGAGGGGCUGGAGUCACAAUUGCGUCACAGUUGCGAAGUUAAAAUGAAGUGACAAACGGUUAGACGGUCGGAGGAACGGUCGAAAGUCACUCAACCUAGUAGACGGUCUAUCUGUGCACUCACGAGACGAAGCAGCAACGUAAAGUAGAAAAACACCGGCCACGUCUGAGAAAGUUGCGAUUCAAAGUCGCAAUUGUCUCAUCGUCGGAGAAUCGGCAAACCGAAGGUUAACGUCCCGAGGAUGGAAAGUCCCAAACUGAGAAACGUUUUGCGAACAACCGCACGUGCGGCAUACAUCAUACACAUGUGGAUUUUAUUCGACAUCUUCGAGUCGAAGAUGGCGAAUCAUAAUUAUGUGAUCUUACAGUUAAGCUGUCACACGGGAUGUACGUUAUUUUAAGCGUAUCGCACUUAGGCGUACACACACACACACACACACACACACACACACGUAUACACACAACGUACAUGCACAUGCGCAAUUCGCACAUCGUCGUUAAAAUGGAACUCACAAUUCGUUGCUGCGACACGACACGAGCGAAGCGGUCACAAAUCUACUUAGGGAUGCUCACC